AUGCCCUCAACAUCCAAUUUUGUUAGGUCCGCUGUUUCGAAAUAUAAAUUUGGAGCACAUAUGUCAGGUGCCGGAGGGAUAUCCAAUAGCGUGACAAAUGCAUUCAACACCGGUUGUAAUUCAUUUGCCAUGUUUUUAAAGUCCCCAAGAAAGUGGGUCUCCGCACAGUAUACACAGGAGGAAAUAGAUAAAUUCAAAAAAAAUUGUGAAACCUAUAAUUACAAUCCGCUAACUGACAUCUUACCGCAUGGCCAGUAUUUUAUCAAUUUGGCAAAUCCAGAUAAGGAAAAGGCAGAAAAGAGUUAUGACUCGUUCAUGGACGAUCUGAACAGAUGCGAGCAGCUAGGCGUUGGUCUAUAUAACUUACAUCCGGGCUCAACUUUGAAAGGCGACCAUCAAUUGCAAUUGAAGCAACUAGCCUCAUAUCUUAACAAAGCCAUUGAGAAAACAAAAUUUGUUAAAAUUGUCCUGGAAAAUAUGGCCGGAACCGGGAAUCUGGUCGGAAGCUCACUAGUGGAUUUGAAAGAGGUUAUUGGAAUGAUUGAUGACAAAUCAAGAAUCGGCGUCUGUAUAGAUACGUGUCAUACAUUUGCUGCAGGCUACGACAUCAGCAGCACUGACUCGUUUAAACGUUUUUGGAAAGAUUUUGAUGAAGUAAUAGGGUUCAAAUUUCUAAGUGCUGUCCAUUUAAAUGAUUCUAAAGCUCCCCUGGGCGCAAAUAGGGAUUUACAUGAACGCUUGGGUCAAGGUUAUCUGGGUAUAGAGGUCUUUAGGAUGAUCGCGCAUUCUGAGCAUCUACAGGGUAUUCCUAUUGUCUUGGAAACUCCGUACGAGAAUGAUGAAGGCUAUGGUAAUGAAAUAAAGCUGCUAGAGUGGUUGGAAUCCAAGAGUGAGAGUGAGUUGUUAGAAGACAAAGAGUACAUAGAAAAAAAUGAGACGCUGCAGAGAUUGGGUGCUAAAUCACGUAAAGAUCAGCUCGCUAAGUUUGAGGUUAAGCAAAAGAAGCAAACCGGCAAGAGAAAGAAGGCUACUUCAAAACCAGACGAUAAUGAUAUCUUGUCUCAAAUGACGAAGAAAAGAAGGACCACGAAAGAUUAA
Messenger RNA from Saccharomyces kudriavzevii IFO 1802, 1098 nucleotides. It is a transcript of the gene APN1, whose product is annotated as DNA-(apurinic or apyrimidinic site) lyase APN1. The record is from RefSeq and is a predicted model, not a curated record. Gene Ontology annotation, molecular function: DNA binding; zinc ion binding; DNA-(apurinic or apyrimidinic site) endonuclease activity. Gene Ontology annotation, biological process: base-excision repair. The transcript has a single exon. Lineage: Eukaryota; Fungi; Ascomycota; Saccharomycetes; Saccharomycetales; Saccharomycetaceae. Bases 1 to 1098 code for a protein of 365 amino acids. Gene Ontology annotation, cellular component: mitochondrion; nucleus.